Molecule: messenger RNA, 1716 nt
Organism: Bactrocera tryoni
Lineage: Eukaryota; Metazoa; Arthropoda; Insecta; Diptera; Tephritidae
Product: CD82 antigen
Exons: 8
Coding region: 448-1257 (269 amino acids)
Cellular component (GO): membrane
Source: RefSeq, a predicted model, not a curated record
AACUAAAAACUACAAAAGUAAAAAACUACGACAACAACAAAAACAGAAAAAUUACAGCAACAACAAUCAAUUCCAAACUCAGUGAAAGCCGGUAGACUACUUAAAUGUGCAAAAGAGUUCUACCGCCGUAAGCAUUAUUGUAUAAAAUAAAUCAAAGUAAACAGGAACAAAGAUUCUUCAACGCUAAAACCGAAUUUUGCGCGUAGCUCAAGUAACAGCGUGAUUAUUUUAUUGUUUUGUUGUUGGCAGUGAAAGUAGGUGACAGACAGACCCUAAUAGCAAUUUGGUGUUAUUUGCAGAUCACGCCGCCGUAAAUAAUAAAAUCAGCAUAUACUUCUUUUAUCGGCCAGAGCUGCUGCUACAGAACAUAUAAGAGUUCAAUUAAUAUUUUGAAGUGAAAAUUCUUACAUACUUUCAACGCUCGAUCACAACAUAAAAGCUGCCAAAAUGGGUUCCGAUUGUGGCGUCUGGCUGGCCAAAUAUCUGCUAUGCCUCUUCAACUUCCUCUUCUUUGUCGUUGGCACAAUCGUGCUGGGCACUGGCAUUUGGCUGGCGGUCGACAAAGCCUCGCUAAUUGCACUGCUCAAGAUGGUGGAAAGCGAUCAAAUAACCCAAUUCACACAGCCGCGUGUCAUCGAGCAGAUGGCGUACGUUUUGAUUGCUAUCGGCGCCGUUAUGUUCUUCAUGAGCUUCCUCGGCUAUUGUGGCGCGAUACGUGAGUCGCGGUGCCUGCUGACAACGUACGGCGUUUUCAUGAUUCUGCUGCUCAUUGCCGAAAUCGUUGCCGGUGGCUUGGCUGCUUUCUAUAAGGAGAAGGCGCGCGCUGAGACCAAAACUUUCCUGCAAUCCACCAUCACCGACUAUUACUCCACCCACGAAAAUAUGGAUGCCGUCACACUCAUGUGGAAUCAACUGAUGAGUCAGAUGAGCUGCUGCGGCGUGAAUGACUAUCGUGACUUCGAUGCCUCACUCGCAUGGAUCAGUAACAAGGGUAAUCGCACGCUACCCGAAGCCUGCUGUGUGCUGAAGGAUGUGAGCCAAAUGUUGCCACGUGACGAUGAUUGCGUGAUAAAUCCCAAUGAGAGCAACAGCUUCUACAAGAAGGGCUGCUAUGAAGUAUUCACUGACUGGAUUAUCUCCCACCGCGAAAUCAUUAUUGGCGUGCUGCUGGGCGUUGGCAUUGUUCACUUGUUCGCCAUCUUUUUGGCAUUCUGCCUGUGCAAGGCGUUCGCCAAGUACCAUGGCAUGCGUCUUUAAGAGUCUGCCCAUAGAAAGCUAGCCAAUUAGUAGCACCAAAUAUGACUAGUGAAGCAAAAAGAUCGUUGUGACGAAAAGACUUCGACAAUUAUGAGAAGCCAUUUCUGUCUCUUUUCGUAAAUUGUUUAUAUUGUUGAUUUAUUAGUUUUACAAAUUUUUGGACAAAUUUUGUAGAAAUCUUUUUUUAUUGGUAAUAAGUAGUUUACAGAGGUUUUUGUAAAUUUUUAUUGAAACUUUUGCAUAACUUUAUGCAUAUGGAUAAUGAACUCUUCGAACACUGAAUACUAUUGUUAAAUAUUUAUGAAUAGUUGAAAACAAUCAGACGAGAAAAUAAUUAAGGAAAAAUAUUUGUUGAAUGAGUGUGCAAAUAGCAAAGCAUAUGCGCCUUUGAUUUGCUAAAAUCUAUUGGACAUGAAUGCAUACUUGUAUACUCAAGAAAAAAAAAUUGAAGCAAAAAAA